This is a messenger RNA of Cryptomeria japonica (Japanese cedar), 711 nucleotides long. RefSeq lists its product as uncharacterized. The record is from RefSeq and is a predicted model, not a curated record. The transcript has a single exon. NCBI's taxonomy places the organism in Eukaryota, Viridiplantae, Streptophyta, Pinopsida, Cupressales, Cupressaceae. The coding region runs from base 1 to 711 and encodes 236 amino acids.
AUGUAUUCCACCAAAUUUAAUCAAUACCUUGCAUAUUCAGUUAGCAUCAGUGAUGUAAAUAUUAGGUCAGGAAAAACUUUGCAAUCACCUGUUACUCUUGUCAUCAUAGAGUUAACUAAUGAAGAGGAGGAAAAAAUAGAACCUAGUCCUGUUUUGCAAACUGAAGAACCUAAGAAUUUGAAUCCUCCAUUACCUCAAACAUUAGCUCAACCAAAGUCUGUCCUUGAGCCAACAUUUGAUUUUCUAGGCCAGCUUAAGAAAGUUUCCAUUAAGAUACCUCUCUGUCAAGCAAUUAAUGAUGUAACUAUGUAUAGUAAGGUUAUUAGAGAGGCAUGCUUGAAGAAACUUGGGAGGAAGAAGAAGGACCUUGCAAUAGUUCAUGUAAUGGGUAAGUUAACUAAUGUUAUGCUAGGGAAACUAAUCUUACCUAAGUAUUCAGACCCUGGUAGCCCAAUAGUUGCAAUAAUGAUAAAUGGGAUUAUGGUUCAAAAUGAUCUCAUAGAUUUAGGAGUUGCUAUCAAUGUCAUGACGAAAGAGAUCAUGCAGAAUCUGAAUUUGGCUAAUACAAGACCUACUCAUAUAGUUAUUCAACUAGAUGAUAGUUCUACAUUCAAGCUAGAUGGUAUGAUAGAAGAUAUUGUCGUCACUCUUGAUUAUUGGGAGUAUCCAGGUCAUUUUAUGGUUUUAUCUCCCAAGGCUACCUUGGGGUGA